Molecule: messenger RNA, 763 nt
Organism: Sciurus carolinensis (gray squirrel)
Lineage: Eukaryota; Metazoa; Chordata; Mammalia; Rodentia; Sciuridae
Gene: Nme2
Product: NME/NM23 nucleoside diphosphate kinase 2
Exons: 5
Coding region: 166-624 (152 amino acids)
Biological process (GO): GTP biosynthetic process; regulation of apoptotic process; CTP biosynthetic process
Molecular function (GO): nucleoside diphosphate kinase activity
Source: RefSeq, a predicted model, not a curated record
GCCGGCCGGGCAUCCCCGGGUUGGGCGGCGCGCCCUCCGGGGUGUGGCCGUCUCGCGCCCCGCCCCCGCCCCUCCUCCUCCUCCUCCUCUGGCUCCCUGGUCGGGUGGUCGCUCAGAUUUCGGUCUCGCAGCACAUCCACCGCCUGUCCAGCAGCUCCCGGGACCAUGGCCAACCUCGAACGCACCUUCAUCGCCAUCAAGCCGGACGGCGUGCAGCGCGGCCUGGUGGGCGAGAUCAUCAAGCGCUUCGAGCAGAAGGGGUUCCGGCUGGUGGCCAUGAAGUUCCUUCGGGCCUCUGAGGACCAUCUGAAGCAGCACUACAUUGACCUGAAAGAUCGACCCUUCUUCCCAGGGCUGGUGAAGUACAUGAACUCAGGGCCAGUGGUGGCUAUGGUCUGGGAGGGGCUGAAUGUGGUGAAGACAGGCCGAGUGAUGCUUGGGGAGACAAAUCCAGCAGAUUCUAAACCAGGUACCAUUCGAGGGGAUUUCUGCAUUCAAGUUGGCAGGAACAUCAUUCAUGGCAGUGACUCCAUACAAAGCGCUGAAAAAGAGAUCAGCCUAUGGUUUAAGCCUGAAGAAUUGGUUGACUACAAGUCUUGUGCUCAUGACUGGGUCUAUGAAUAGAGAUGGUCAAAGCAGGGUCCCCGUCAGCACAACCAGAGGAGUCCUUGAUCACAGCUGUUCAUUCCACUGACUUGGAAGAUAGAGUAGAUCAUUCUUUUCUAAAGCAUAUUUACCAAUAAAGCCUUUGGAAGUGGGUGCA